Molecule: messenger RNA, 1690 nt
Organism: Lotus japonicus
Lineage: Eukaryota; Viridiplantae; Streptophyta; Magnoliopsida; Fabales; Fabaceae
Product: PP2A regulatory subunit TAP46
Exons: 9
Coding region: 165-1382 (405 amino acids)
Biological process (GO): regulation of dephosphorylation; regulation of signal transduction
Cellular component (GO): cytosol
Molecular function (GO): protein phosphatase 2A binding
Source: RefSeq, a predicted model, not a curated record
ACAAUCUCCGUUCAGUCGCACACACCAGCACCCUGACACACACUGUUGAACCCACUUUCUUCUUCCUUCCUUCGUCCGUUCGCCGGCCACCGCCGUCACGCCGUUCGUCUUCAAAUAAUCCUGGCUCCGCCUCUGUCUCCGGGUGCUGUUGAUUUCAUUCAGCGAUGGGCGAUACUACCAGAGUGGAGGAGUUGCCGUUACCGGCGCUGUUUGAGCAAGCCCGGGAGAUCCACGCCACCGCCACGGAAUCCGGUGCCGAUCAGGAGCUUGUGAAGAAGGGUUACGAGACGUUACAGAAAUGUGAGGACAUGGUUAAUAAGCUCGGUUUGUUCUCUGCUAAUGAAACCAAAGAGGAUAUCAGCACCGGCAACCUUAAGUACAUUCUGGUGCCGUUUUAUCUUGCUGAGUUGACUGAACAAAUAGCACAGGAUGACAGGAUACAGAUUGUAAAGGCUUCGCAGGCAAAACUAAAGGAAUUUAUCUCAUUUUGUGAAGCUAUGGAGCUUGUCCCAAAAGAGGAGUUGGAAUCUUAUACGCAAGGGGCACCAAAAUCUGUUGCUGAUCAGAGGGCCCGAAAGAUUGCUAGAUUUAAACGUAAAAAAGCUGCUGAAUCUAAGCUGUUGGAAAUAAAAGAGCGAAAGGAACGGCGUGGGCGUUCUACUAAAGCAGCUGCCUUGUCCACCCCUGUUGAGGCAGGAGAGGAAGAAGAAUUGGAUGAUGAUGGAGAAGAAGAAAGAGAGGCUUGGAAUACUACCAUAUCUUUGGCGAUAUGUAAGGCAUUGGAUCUGCUGGAAAUGUUAAAGAAAGAGGAAGAGAUGCUUCUUGCGGUAAAGGAUAGACAAUCCAAGGAGGGGGAUAAGGAGUUCUCGAAGGAAGUUCUUGACGAACGUGCCAUGAAAGCAGAGGCAUGGCAUCGUGAUUCUGCGGUUCGUGCACAGUACACUAAGCCAUCACAACCAAUCACUUGUGCCACUUUUGCUCAAGAUGUCCUAGAAGGAAGAGCAAAAGCUUCACAGGCCCAUGAUCACAAACACCAACCACUAAUAUUUGGACCAGCCAGCCUUAUCAAUGGACGUUUCGUAACGGAGAGAGAAAGAGUGGCUGCUCAGGUCUUCCAACCCAGUCAUAGGAUGCCAACUAUGAGCAUUGAGGAAGCCGGGCUUAAAGAAAUGGAAAUAAUGAAUAAAUGGCAAGAGAACAAUGUCAGACUCAUGGAAGAAGCCAAUUCAUCUUGGUACAAGGAGAAGAAGUCAAAGCCAGGGGAAGACGAUGAUGAGGAUGAGGAUGAUGAUGAUGCACAGGAGAGAGCAAGAGCUUUGGAUGAUUGGAAGGAUGAGAAUCCGCGGGGUGCAGGAAACUCGAAACUUACUCCUUGUGGGUAAUUGAGUCUAUUCUUCUGUGGCUUAAGAAUAUAGGGUUGGGAUAAAUCUCUUAUUGUAGCAAAAUCUCUUUAUUUUUGGUUGAUUUGCUUCUUGUCUGUAUUAGAUUAUUAUAUGUCUACAAGGAUCUUCAUCCCAUCAUGUGUAUAUUUUUGGAGUGCACCCAGGUGCUACUGCUACCUCACUUCGCCCCUUUUCAUUUCUGUUUCCCAUCUCUAUCACAGAAUUUUGUGUAAGAAGUUUGUUUUGCUACUAGUAGCAAACCUGUGUGUCUAUUUUUCAUUGAUAUAACACCAGUUUUAUUUACUGUA